AACUUUUUUUUAAUUUUAUUUUCUGAUUUUAAAUUUUUUUUUAAAGCGUUAAACCAAUAAGAACGGGACACGUGCCAAAGUAAUAAUGCCACGACACCAUUGUUGAUAAAAUAACUUAACUUUUGUUAACGAAAAUGGCGGUCAAAGGGUAUUGUUGAUAAAAUAUUAUGAGGUGGAGGACACAACUUAUAACUUUAAAUAAGUUUGGGUACAGCUUAGAAAUUCGAUAAUUUGGGGGGCAAAGCUUAGAAAAACCCAAACUUUUAUUAUAACACCACCAUAAACCAAAAAAUUUGAUUUCAUCACCACUUAACUUUGCCAUGCAAAAAAACCGUUAGUGGGCCCACUUUGUACACGUAUUAAUUAUUUAUUGGAUAAAAAAUAUGAAAAAUUAAAAAAAAAAAAGAGAAAUUGUAAAAAAAAAAAAAACUAAAUCUAAACCUAGCCACCAUCGACGUCGGUUCCCACCACCAGUGCCAGCUCUACUGCCGUCACCCCAACCCAGCCCCCACCUUCCGUUACCCAACCCCAGCAAACCACCGUUGGCCGACGAAACCAACCCACCCAAUCUCGUACUCUAACCUCAACCUAAACCAGCCGUCACCCACAAACCAGGCCCAAUUUUGGUUUUCGGGGUUGGGUCUAGUUGAGGGUGAGUAGGACGGUUUGUGGGUUUGGGUAUGGGUGUGGGUUUGUUGGGGUUUCAGUAGUUCAGCGACAGAGUUAAGGGUAGGGCAGAGGAGUUCGACAAAUAUUGUGGUCGGCGAUGUUACGGUGGUUAGGCGACGGCUGGGGUUUCGGCUGGUUUAGGUUGGGGUUAUGAUGGUUUGGUGACGGUUUCGGAGGUUCUGGGGCUGGGUAUGGGUGACGACGGUGGUUCAACGCAAGGUUUCGGUGGCGGCAGUGGAAAACCACCGGCGGUGGUGGCUGUUGAGCAUCUUAGGAUUUAUUUUUUAAUUUUUCUUUUUUUUUUCAAAAUUUUUUUUAUCCAAUAUGGUUUUUUUUGGUGUUCUACCCGUUCACCCUUUUUAUCCAAUAUGUGAUUGACACGUGUAUCAUAUGAGACUCACUUAAUGUUUUUUUUGGAUGACAAAGUUAUGUGAUGGUGAAACCAGUUUUUUGGUUUUUUUUUUUUAUUAUUUUUUUAUGUUAUAAUAAAAGUUUUAAAAUUUGUGGUGUUAUAAUCAGAAUUGUGAGAUUUUUGUGGUGUUAUUUUAUAAAAUUUCAUAUAAGAAAGGCGUGAUUGUUUCAAGAGUCAAGACUGUCAACUAAAUAACGGAAGAAAUAAUUUGGAGAGAGUAGUGGGAUUAGGUACUUUAGGUAGUGUUUUAUACCAAACCCGUUACAUACUCAGAUUAUUCAUCUUCCCUUUUGCCUGCAACAAUCAACAUUACACUUCAAUUUAACAUCUAAUGACAAAAUUACUACAUACCCAAUGCACAAAACUCUAAUUCCUCAACUGAGUAUCACCUUUCUUCCCCAAAUUUCACCCUCAAAAAUCGAAGAUCAAUCAAUUCAAUUCAAUCCUAUGGAAGAAGGAGAAGAAGGGGUGAGUUACCCACUUGAAAACGAACAAACCCAGAAAAAUAAGAGCAAAGAAAGAGGAAUUUGGGGCAUAAUCAUGUCAGCUAUAAAUUGGGUGAUCAUGUUAUGUGAUGAAUUACACUGGAGUUUUGUGAUGGGUGUGAUUGCAGUUUAUGGAAUUAGUCAAGGGUUAAGUAUGGGUUUAAGCCGUGUUACUAUGCAGUAUUAUAUGAAAGAUGAACAAAAGAUUCAACCCUCUGAAGCUCAGAUUUCAAUGGGGGUUAUUAGAUUUCCUUGGGUUGUUAAGCCUUUGUGGGGUCUUCUUACCGAUGUUGUUCCUCUUUCUGGGUAUAGAAGAAGGCCAUACUUUAUAUUUGCUGGGUUUCUUGGAGUUACGUCAAUGCUUGUCCUGUCUAUUGUCGAUGGUCUGCAUUUGGUGCCUGCUGUUCUGUCUCUCAUGGCUGGAAGUGCUGGGGUAGCUAUAGCAGAUGUGACAAUAGAUGCUUGUAUCACUGAGAAUAGUAGCACUCAUCCUACACUUGCUAGUGACAUGCAAAGUUUGUCUGGAUUAAGCUCUUCAAUCGGAGCUCUAGCAGGGUUCAUAAUAAGUGGAUUUCUUGUUCAUCUAGUUGGGUCCAAGGGUGUGUUUGGCCUGCUGACACUUCCACCUGCACUGGUUGUUUUGGUUGGAUUGACAAUUAAGGACGCUCCUGUGCGAAAUCACUCCUACAGUAGGGUUAAUGAGAAGUUUGGUGAUGCUGUAAGAGCUAUGUGGACCACAUUAAAGUCCCAGCAUGUCUGGAAGCCAUGUCUUUAUAUGUUUUCGUCACUUGCUCUUAACAUAAACAUCCAUGAAGGACUGUUUUAUUGGUAUACAGAUGGGAAGGGAGGUCCAUUAUUCUCAAAGGAGAUUGUGGGAUCCAUAUAUUCCAUAGGGGCACUAGGCUCUCUUUGUGGGGUUCUUCUCUAUCAAAAUAUGUUGAAAAAUCGCCCUUACCAUGACUUACUUUUCUGGACGCAGUUGCUGCAUUGUGCUUCAGGAAUGCUGGAUCUAAUAUUGGUGCUUCGUCUAAAUCUGAAUCUUUACAUUCCAGAUUACCUCUUCAUUGUAAUUGAUGAAGGGGUUUCGCAUAUGAUAGGACGUCUUAAGUGGAUGCCUUUGCUUGUACUUAGUUCCAAGCUUUGCCCUUCUGGGAUAGAAGGAACGUUCUUUGCACUAUUGAUGUCCAUCGACCAAGUGGGAAUGCUAACCUCGACAUGGGCAGGAGGUUUUGUUUUACAUUAUUUACAUGUAACACGGUCAGAAUUUGAGAACCUCUGGCUUGCAGUUCUACUUCGUAAUCUUUUAAGGUUGACACCAAUUUUUUUGUUGUUUCUGGUGCCGAGAACUGAUCCGAACUUGCCAGUGCUCCCUUCAGAAAUAUCAAAGACUAAAAGGGAUACUGAGAUGCUGACGACUGAUAAUCUUGAAAUGGCAUCUCUUCUUGAUACCAGCUGAUCAAAAUGUUAUAUCUCACUGUUGUUCAGAUGCCAGAGGUAAUGAUCAAUGUAGAUCACUGUGUUUUUUGGCUGUUUACUACUGUAAACUGAACUGGCAGCAGGCCAGUAUGAUCGCGAUGGAGCCUAAAUUUCUACUGUGUGGAGUAAUCAUAUCUUGAUGAUCAAGUAUGGUGAAAUGAAGUCGACAUUAUCAGUUUUCAUGAUGGCUGAAGAACUCAAGAACCAAUUAAUGGUUAGAAACUUCUCUGCUGACCUGUUGUAAUUCUCCUAGCUAAUUGUUGUAUGAUACAUUGAUACCUCAUUACAGUGAUAAUUGUCUCCCUUUUUUUUUUUUUUUUUUUUUUUUUUUUUUUUUUUUUUUUUUGGUUUUGGGUAAUGAAUAAUAACUUCUCUGUAAAAGAUAGCAAAGAAUAGAAAGGCCAGUUUUAGGCUUAGAAAAUAAUAUAGUAUACUUGCAGACUAAGGGUAAAAGGUGCCCAUUAUUUUAAUCUGACAAACUUGCAGAUUAAAGAAUGUAUAUGUUGAGAUUGAACAGUUAACUUUA
Molecule: messenger RNA, 3568 nt
Organism: Chenopodium quinoa (quinoa)
Lineage: Eukaryota; Viridiplantae; Streptophyta; Magnoliopsida; Caryophyllales; Amaranthaceae
Product: probable folate-biopterin transporter 3
Exons: 5
Coding region: 1436-3022 (528 amino acids)
Cellular component (GO): membrane
Source: RefSeq, a predicted model, not a curated record